Phalacrocorax carbo (great cormorant) is the source of this 6856-nucleotide messenger RNA. Lineage: Eukaryota; Metazoa; Chordata; Aves; Suliformes; Phalacrocoracidae. The record is from RefSeq and is a predicted model, not a curated record.
AGGAGGAGGAGGGGGAGGAGGAGAAGAAGGAGGAGGCGGCGGCGGCGAGGGCGGGCGGGCGGCGGGGCCGGCGGCCCCGAGCCUGUCCGUCGUGCCCGUGGGCGUGCUCCCCGGCGGGGAGGGCCGCCCGCAGCCCACACCCCCCGCCGCCGCUAACUUUGCCUCGUCGGGAAGAGCCGCCCUCCGGCAGGCUGAGGGUCGGCAGAGUCUGUCCGGCGUCCCGGAGCCGCCCCCCGCGAUGAAGGGCCGGCGGCGGUGGCGGUGGCGGGGCGAGCACCGGCGCUUCGCCGCCGUGCUGGUGCUGUACACGCUGCUGCUGCUGCUGCUGGUGCCCUACGCGCUGGACUACGGGGCCAGGCGGGGGCGGGCGGACGAGGAGCCGCUGCUGCGGCGCUGCCCCAGCCUGGAGGAGGCGCUGAGCGAGUGGGGCUGGGAGCAGCAGCAGCCGCCGCUGGAGGAGGAGGAUGAGGAUGAGGAGGGCGGCGCGGCGGGCAACGGCAGCGCGGCGGCGGGCAAGCGGCACAUCUACCUGCACGCCACCUGGCGCACCGGCUCCUCCUUCCUGGGGGAGCUCUUCAACCAGCACCCCGACGUCUUCUACCUGUACGAGCCCAUGUGGCACCUGUGGCAGGCCCUCUACCCGGGGGACGCGCUGAGCCUGCAGGGCGCCCUCCGCGACAUGCUGCGCGCCCUCUUCCGAUGCGACUUCUCCGUCCUGCGCCUCUACGCCGCCCCGCCCGCCCCCCGCGACCCGCUGGCCCCCGCCCCGCCCGCUCCCGCCAACCUCACCACGGCCAGCAUCUUCGGCUGGCGCACCAACAAGGUGAUCUGCUCGCCGCCGCUCUGCCCCGCCGCCCCGCGGCCCCGCCGGGAGAUCGGCCUCGUCGACGGCGCCUCCUGCGAGGAGAGGUGCCCGCCGCGGGCGCUGCGGGAGCUGGAGGCCGAGUGCCGCAAGUACCCGGUGGUGGUCAUCAAGGACGUGAGGCUGCUGGAGCUGGGCGCCCUGCUGCCGCUGCUGCGGGAGCCCGGCCUCAACCUGCGGGUGGUGCAGCUCUUCCGCGACCCCCGCGCCGUCCACAACUCCCGCCUGAAGGCCCGGCAGGCGCUGCUGCGGGAGAGCAUCCAGGUGUUGCGCAGCCGCCACCGCGCCGACCCGCGGGGGCCGCCCCGCCACCAGCAGCCCCCGCUGCCGCCGGGCCUGCUGGGCGGCGGGCGGGCUCCGCAGCCCCAGCACCGCGCCGAGUUCUUCCUCGGCGGCGCCCUGGAGGUGAUCUGCCAGGCCUGGCUCCGCGACCUCCUCCUGGCCCGCCGCGCCCCGGCCUGGCUCCGCCGCCGCUACACGCAGCUGCGUUACGAGGACCUGGUGCGGGAACCCCGCGCCCAGCUGCGCCGCUUGCUGCGCUUCGCCGGGCUGCCGGUGCCGCCCGCCCUGGAGACCUUCGUGCUCAACAUGACCCGCGGCGCCGCCUACUCCUCCGACCGGCCCUUCCUCAUCUCCCCCCGCGACGCGCGGGAGGCCAUCCACGCCUGGCGGGAGCGCCUCAGCCGCCAGCAGGUGCGGCAGGUGGAGGCCGCCUGCAGCGAGGCCAUGAGCCUCCUCGCCUACCCCCUCAGCGGCGGCGACGCCCGGUAGCGCCCGCGCCCCGCGGCCGGCGGGGAGAGCCCGCCGCCGGGUGAGGGCCGGGGCCCGGGCCCGGGCCGGGCAGGGAGCUGCGCCUGGGCGGGCGGGCGGCGAGGUCCGGCUCUGUCAUGGCGGCCUGAGGAGAGGCGGCGGGGGCUGCGCGGUGGAAUGGCGGCGGCCUGGCUCGCCUGGAUGUCCGGGCGAGGGCAGCCCUGGCAGAAGCAAAGACGCCCAGCAGGGCCCAAGACCCCCGCUUCCCGCCCUUGUGGUCGGUGGGGCUGUGUGCCCUCUGGGGACCGCGGCCGCCCUGCACCCCGGUGUGUGGAGAGGGCACCAGCGAUAUUUCACUUCAGAGAAGGAUUUGGUAAGAGGCGACCUCUGGACAAGGUGUCUAUCUCGGAGCCCCGGUAAUGUGAAACGGCCACCAUGUGCGAAGCACGGGUGUUAUUCCAGAAAAACUGCCUCGAAACCUAAAAAUCCCCCAAAUGAAGACUCUUGGCAAGGGACUAGAGGGCUUGAAAGGCAUUGCCAUAAGAGUGUCGCCCUUCCCGAGUGCUGAAGCACACUCGGCUCUGUCAUAUCGCUGCUGAAAGGCGUACGAGGGGCUUCUGUGAAGGUCGCUGCCGAGGUCAGCGCAGGCCUGGAGCUGGACAGGCAGGAGGGUGCCAGCCGCCGCGGAGGAAUGGCCGGCCGGUGGCCCUGUGGGGCUGGGCUCUGCCCUGUGGGGUGCCGAGGCUCCGGGGAGGGGGGUGCCCGCUGAGGGAAGGGGAAACCUGUCCGACUCCCUCUGUCUGUUCGGAGCAGCAGGGUAAGCGGUUGUGCGGAGGGGGCAAGCAUUUGCCCACUUAUGUGUUUCAAAGGUGUUUGUGGCAGAAGUCUUUGCUUUUCUGAAGAAAUCUGUAUUUCUUUUUAAAAUAGGGAUUCUUUGUACAGCAUUGAUCUAGUUAGGUGGUGGUACUCAUGUGACGUACAGGUGACUAACAUAUUUCUUGGGGACGUGUAUAGAGGUGACUGUAACUGGAAGGCAAACGCUCGCUAUUUCCAUUUUGUUGUCUCAGCCAGAUGGGAGAAUCACUUUUCUCCCCUCACUUCCGGGCAGAUACAUUGUGCCGUGCACAGGGUCCUCCUGGUCACAUCCCUUCCGAACAAUAACAUCCUGUCAGCUGGCAACUCCUGGACAAAAGCAAAAGUUUCCUCACGAGGCCAAGACAAAUUAAUCACAAACUUCCCAAAUAAAAACUUCUAUUACAAAAAGAAGAAAAGAAAAUAAAAACUUAAGUUUCAUUUUGGAUUUUAAAAUGACAUUUUCCUUUAGACAUCCCGCAACUUUUAUGAGAACACUGUAUGUCUGCGUAUGUGUAUGUUUGGGUAUCUUUUUUUUUUUUUUGGUCUUAAUUUGGGGAUGGAUGGUUCAACUGUAACUUAGGGAUGUAGUAUUUAACUUCUUAGAGACCGCUUUUGAGUCCGUUACAGUCUGGCAGCAUUUAAAUGGCCCCGUAAGAGUAUCCAGGGUUAUAGGGAUGUUUACAAGCAGUCCUCAAAUACAAACCAAACAUGAACUUCAAUUUGGGGAUAAUCUAGGAUCAGGAAGAAAGCUAUAUUUAUAUGAAGUGCUGGAAAUAAAGGCGGUUCAAAGACGUUAUGUUAUCUUGGAGGAAACAUUUGAGUUGCACUGUAGGUUUUGGUGCUCUGAAUAUUGUGCUGUAAGACACGUCAGUUAGUUAGGAUGAACCUUCAUUUAUUUUAGCUCCUUUUCUUCCUUGACCUUCCCACCUCAGAGUACAUCGGCACAAGAAGCAGGUUUCUUUCAUUAUCUGACGGCAAAACGUCAUAAAGAAUGUUUUUGAGUAAAUCUAUCUGUUUCACGGUAGCACGUUUCAUACAAUUCUGCAUCCUUUGGCUUCUGCUUGAAGUAAAAAUCGUAAAAAACGAAGUAAAAAUUUUAAAAAACCUUUCGUAUUAUCCAAGGGAUGUUUCUGCAUUCUCUCACAGGCACCGUGAGAGCAAAACUUGUCUCUGGGUGUUCUAGUGGUAUUUAAUAAUGACAUCUGUAUAGAUGGACAAUACCUGUAUUAAUGCCUUGGUAACCUAUGCUGGGUAGCCUAAUUUGGAAAGCUUUUCUGGGAAUACACCCAGCCUGGCUUGUACCAGCAGGUUUGGGAAGAAAAUAAGAUAUUUUUUUUUUUGCAUGCCAAAUGAUGAUACGGUACUUAUUUUCUUAUGUCGGAUGGCAGAUUAAAGUCCAGUAUAUCUUGCUGAUUUGUUUUUAGCAAGCUGCUGUCACAGAUUUGUACGGUGCAACUGUUAAGCAUCCGCUUCACCCCAACAGGGAAUUUAAUUUUGCUGUUUCGGGUGGUAAAUGUCUUUUCGUAAGAAGUUUUUAGAAAUCCAUGCUUAGUUUCGCUUACACCAGUUCAUCAUGAUGAAGAAAGAAGUGUUGCCAUCUAGCUUAACUUGAAGUUUAUAGCCAGGAAGAAAUCCACUAAUUGCAAAUUAUUUGUUAUUUUCUGAAGCAGUUUCCAUGUUUGAUACACAUGCGUUUUCUGUAUCAAGACUUAUUUCUCUCAGCAGAAGUUGUUCACUGACACAGUUGCUCUUUGUUAGUGAUUAAUUCAAAUUUUUUUUCACCCGAAGCUGUUUUUCUGGGGUUUUGUGGGGUUGGGUUUUUUUUUUGUAUACUGUGAAAAGGGCUCUGUCUGGCAAAGCGUACAAAAUAUAGCAAGUGCAAUUCCUGAUUUGCAUUCAGGUCGCCUGAGUUCAUUAGAAGACUCUCAAACAAUCUACAAGAAAUAUCCAAAACUGAAAAAGGAGUAAGUAGCCCAGAGUGGGAUCUUUGAGCAGGACGUGCAAGAGCAUCUAAGACUGCAUGACGGUUACUUAAUGACUGAUGUUGCAACGUGUGUGCUUUGGUCACUAGAAGGCUUUCUAAAAUCCCCUCGCCUAAGGGGGACAACCAAGGCUCACCAACAAAUGCAUCCCAUUUUUCUCAUCAAGGUGUUUUGAAGGUGUCUGAAAGCAUCGUUCCAGAUGCUCCCAGCAUAUCCUUGUCCGCCCUGUAACCUGUAGCUUGAAGAAAAAAAGUACUGUCAAGUGACAGUGUUGGUACUUACCUGAAAAGAGAGAAACAGGUCUGAUUAGGACGACCAGUGUGGAGUUUCACUGGCAGAGGUCUUUGGAAGUAAGCAGAACCUGCUGAAGGCAGGACACCCAUGGCUAAACCGCAUUUUCAGAGCAGCUGGAGGUUUAUGGCUCGGUCACCUGCUUUUUUUGGUUUUUUUUUUACUGUUACUGUGUUUAACUGAGAUUUUGAACUGAAGUCCUGGUUCUCCUGAAUGAUGCAGAAAACGUCAUCAUUCAGAGCAGAGGAUGGCCUGAUAAGCAAGGGAACAGUACACACGUCUUGCAGCCAAGCUGAACUUGGCAGGCUUGAAAUGGGAGAGCAGGACUGAGCCACAGAGUUUUAGUAGUUCAGGCUGAGAUUUGGGAAAAAUACCUAUUUGUGCUACAUUACAUAUCAUGAAUUAACAACUUUUUAAUAUACUAAAAAGUCAUAGUGGGAAAUGGGAACAGAACUGACAAAUGCUCACAAGACUCAUUUCUGUCAUCUUUUUUUACUUAACUUCUGGUCACCAUGUGUUUGCCUUAAGGGAGGUGGAAACUUGAGUGCUGUAAUUGGACAUAGAAGGCUGUGAUAUUUCCAUGCUGGAAUUGUUAAUUACUCUCUUACAGCAUUCUAUCUGUAUUUAAAUUGUUGCUUUUGGUGAGGCGACUGUAGCAGCAUACUUGUGAGAAAUGCUUGAAGCCCAGGGUCAAGAAACACUUAGCCCCCGGCAUUACUUGCACACCCUGGAACGUUACUGAUGGAGUCCUUGUGGAUACCCAUGGUAUGUACUCACACACUUCAGGCCCAACAGAAGUAGUUCAGUAGCUCUGCCGGCUGCAGCAUCCUCUGAGAGGUGUUAAACGGUCAUGAGUUACGUAUUUAACAACUUCAGUAUCGCAUGGGUCGUUUUAUCUCCCCCUCUGCCCCAUCAGUCUGUGCAUCAAGAAAAGUUCAGAGUUUCUACAUUAAGUUCUUGAUAUUACCGCUUUCAGUAAGCCCGAUGAUAAAAAAAACAGUGCGGAAUUUCUGGGUUUAUUAUGGUAAUGCAAUUAAACAACAUUUCAGUGGAGAACCAAGCUCCUGAGAAAGACUGUGCGCGCCAACAAGUCUGACAGCACGUUCUGUUCCCUUCUUGAACACGAGGAGUUGCCACUGAGACUCUGUGAUGGUAUCUGGAGCACAGGGACAGUAAGUACGGUGCAUGUCACUUCUCAGAACCACGCUGCGAUCCAUGCAGCGCUGGGACUAUCUUGGGCAUUAUUUUGCCAUUCCUAUCUAACUUGUCACCGACCACCCUGGAGAAGGAUGUGGGAAAAACAAGAUUGUCAAAGCAAAUCUUGCACUAGCAGAAGAUUUCAUUGCCUCCCUGGCUACUCGCGUGUGAGUGAGGGGCCGGGGACCGGAUUGUCCUUCCGACUGUGAUUUAGAGGUGACCGUUAAAUCCAACCUUGUUACGGUGGUGGUUCUCAGUGACUGAGGGACCUGUUGCUUGUUGCUGAGGCGUACCUUUGGCAGUCUCAGCACCAGGCAAACAGCUGAAAGCUGAUUAACUCUUCAGUACUUGGAGCGUGUCUGGGUAUUGAGUCCUGGGAAAUACUUGCUUCCAGCACUGAGGCGUUAAGCUCUGCUGCUGACCUACAGCACCUGCAGUGCCAUUUCUUGGCACUAUUAAAUGGGAAUUGGGUCUUUCCUUGGCACUUCCACAUUUGUCGCCCUGUUUCCAGUUGUCGAACUUUGCCAAACUUCAGCUGCACGUAGGCUGAAACUUAAGGUUUAACUUAGGGUUUAUGUCUCUUUGGGAAAGUUCAGUCAAAACCGUACGUGUUCUUUUGAACCCAGGGUUAGGAUGUGAUGGCCUUUUUGCUUAUGUUCAAAUACUCAAAGAUGUUUCUUUGAAAUCAUUUGUCACUUCAGUGCUUUGGGACAGGAACUCCAUUUGAGGUUGGGGAAGUGACCUCUGUGUAGAGGAUGCCUGCUGCAUUUUGGUUUUACCUCUGCCUUCUAUUCUGAUUUGGCCAAAUAUAUUAAUGGUUGUUAAAAAAAAACAGCAUGUGCUCGGUAAAAAGUGGUUUUGGUAUGUGUGUGUAUCUUUUAUUUUAUACCAAAUAAAAUCUGCAUUGGUUUUAUCUUCA